Messenger RNA from Aplysia californica (California sea hare), 1632 nucleotides. RefSeq names its product ribonuclease P protein subunit p20. Gene Ontology annotation, biological process: tRNA 5'-leader removal. Lineage: Eukaryota; Metazoa; Mollusca; Gastropoda; Aplysiida; Aplysiidae. The transcript has 3 exons. The record is from RefSeq and is a predicted model, not a curated record. Gene Ontology annotation, molecular function: nucleic acid binding. The coding region runs from base 324 to 755 and encodes 143 amino acids. Gene Ontology annotation, cellular component: nucleolar ribonuclease P complex; ribonuclease MRP complex; nucleus.
UACUAUCAUUUCUAUGUCUUCAAAUUGACGAGUAUAGAUCUAGAUCUAGAUGUUUCUAGAUCUAGAUUUUUAUCUUUGUGGUUGUGCUACCUAAUUAAUUGUUAGAUAUAAUAAUAUUUAUUCAUUUUCAAUAACGACCGCAAUUUUGAAACGUAAACUGCUAGAGAGUACAAUACAAACCCCAUACACUGUUUUGUUGUACACAACACAAACGUUCGCGUGUGCCUGGUGUGGUUUGUCUUGUUGUCAUUUCUGACUUCUGAAUAGCCUGCGGUCAAUGGUGCUGGAACAAAUAAUCUUCAUUAUUAACACUGACAGCAGCCAUGCAGGCAGACACCUCUAUUGAUGAAGAAGAAUACACUCUGAGGAAGCGUCUGCCACCAAGGUUUCCUCUUCGAUUUAAUGAUGUGUACGUCUCGGAGAAAACCAACUUCAAGGCCCAAGAAGCCAAGUGCCAGAAACUUCUUGACCAGGGCAAUGAGGUCAUCAUUCACGGACUGGGCAAAGCUGUUAACAGAGCUAUCAACUUGGCGUUACAGCUCAAGAACAAAGGUGUCGGUACCGUUAAGUUAUGUGUGCAAACUUCCACAGUAGAUCUCACAGACGAUCUUAUUCCGGAGACGGAUGGAGGUGAGGCAAAAUCCUCAACCCGCAGUAACUCGGCAAUACACAUUCGGGUCUACAGGGAAAUGGAAGAUACUGACCAGAAAAGGAGUGAGGCGCAAGCUGCUCAGAUGUCUAGUGGAAAGUCUUAGCAAUAGCCUGUCACUUCAUUUGUUGUACUUUUAUUAGUUCGUAAAUUAUUUAUUACUCAGUAAGCAAAAAUGAAAUCUGUUAGGUUGAGAAAAAAAAAAAUCAACUUCAAGUUUAGUCUGUUUCUGAAUUAAAACCCCCCCAAAAAACAGUUUUUGUACUAACAGGAUAUCGGCUGUAGCAGCAGGCUUAAAGUAAAUCUCAGUGUCCGAUCUGAUCUUUUGUAAAAAUUGUGAGAAAGUUAUCUUUAAGCACGUAUUCGGACAGACAUGCUUGUCUAUAGCAGUGGUCUAACCAUCGACAAAAUCCUAAAGCAAAUAGACAAGAAAGCAGAAAAAUAGCAAAUGAAGCAAAGCAACAUCCAACAAGGCUAUGUGCAGAGAUGUCACCUACACUGUAGGCUAAAUUUGAUUGUGUACUCAUUUUAAUUUUUAUGAUGUUUGAUACUGUAUGUGCAGGGGGGGGGGGGGGGGGGGGGGGUUAAACUGGAUGCACUUUGAUGUUGGCGCAAAUUUUCCAAUCAGUGACUUUGUGUGACCUUGGUGUGGCACUACAUAGUCACAAUGUCUUCCCAUGGACUGGUGAGACUUGUAACGGGAAUAAAUGACUGAAUGAAAUAGAGACACUGAGUGCUAGAUCUACGACAGAUGCAUGACUAUGAGUGUUCCUUUUCCCUACUCUGUUCACUAUUUGAAUAUAUAUGGAAAGUUGUAAAGCAUAGAGAGCAUGCUGUGGAUUAUAUUAUGGAUGUGCACCAUUAAAUGCCGUUGUCAUUAUAAUAAUAACUUUUUAACCCAUGCAUGUCAAAUGAUGUGUAGUCAACCUCUAUUAGACUAAAACUAAGAUAAGCCUUAAACAAAAAGAAAGAUAAAGAUGAAG